AGCCUUUUCCGCAUUUUCUUGGAUGCAGCGCAUAUCGUGAGCGGGGUUGCCAUCUGAGCAUCAUUACUUUUAAGGUUAAACCUUAUUUUUACGGCGGCGGAGGGAUAUCUCCGCCCCCUUUACACGCGUCAAAAUAUUGGAGUUAAGAAGGAGAGACGACCUCAAUUGAGCUUAGAAUAGAAGAGAGAGGAAAAGAUACAGUAUCGUUGUUUAUUAUUUUGUGGCUGCUGUGUUUCUGUUUGUAUUUUCCUUUUCUUCAUUUGGACUAUUAAAUUUGACCAGGACCUAAAAGGAGCUUCUUACAACUCUGAAACAGAUGAACGUUUUAAAUCGAAGAUAAACCUCUCGACCGCAACGCGGUGUGUUUCUCAGGUCGGAUCUACAGUGACAUUACUCCGUAGCUUUUGCUAUACUGCAGCAGUGGCGGAUCACAGAAUUUCGAUAAGGCGGGUGGUUCAGACGAAGAAGGAGACCGUCUUUAAAACGAAUUGGUUUUGAGUCGGCAUUCACUGAUCAAGCUUUUUGUCGAAGUGAUAACGUGAAGACGGCCUUCUAAGGAUUUUAUAUUGAUUUGCUAGAUAUGUUGCUGUCCAAGUUUGGAUCUCUGGCUCAUAUUUGCAAUCCGAACAGCAUGGACCAUUUACCGGUGAAAAUCCAGUUACAACCAGUGAAAGUCGAGAAGGAGCCAUUCGAGAAGGUCUAUCAAGUCGGAUCUGUGGUGGGAAGCGGGGGAUUUGGGACCGUGUACUCCGGCAAUAGAAUCUCAGAUGGGCUCCCUGUUGCUAUAAAGCAUGUUGCAAAGGAUCGAGUCACAGAGUGGGGGUCCAUAAGCGGGGUGGUGGUUCCUUUGGAAAUCAUGCUUCUGAAGAAAGUUGGCUCUGGCUACCGAGGAGUAAUAAAGCUGUUGGACUGGUAUGAGAGAGCCGACGGCUGGCUGAUCGUCAUGGAGAGGCCGGAGCUAGUGAAGGAUUUGUUUGAUUUCAUCACUGAAAAGGGCGCAUUGGAUGAAGAUACUGCUAGGGGAUUUUUUCGCCAGGUUUUGGAAGCAGUCCGGCACUGUUACAAUUGUGGAGUGGUUCAUCGAGACAUCAAGGAUGAAAAUCUGCUGGUGGACUUGAGGAGUGGAGAGCUGAAACUAAUUGAUUUCGGGUCAGGGGCAAUUCUGAAGGACACCGUCUACACAGAUUUUGACGGUACAAGGGUGUACAGUCCACCAGAGUGGAUCCGCUAUCAUAGAUACCAUGGCAGGUCAGCUACUGUGUGGUCACUGGGAGUGCUGCUAUAUGACAUGGUCUGCGGAGAUAUCCCUUUUGAACAAGAUGAGGAGAUUCUAAGGGGUCGGCUGUACUUCAGGAGGAGAAUUUCUUCUGAAUGCCAGCAGCUGAUUAAGUGGUGCCUUUCCCUGAGGCCUUCAGAUAGACCUACAUUGGAACAGAUAUUUGACCACCAGUGGAUGCGAACAUCAGAAACUGCUAAAACAGAAGACUGUGAUAUUAGGUUGAGGACCAUAGACACUGAUGUAUCUAGCACAAGUUCAAGCAAAGAAAGCCUAUGAUAUAUAUAAAUUUUUUAAUUUAAUUUUAUUUAUGGGAGGGGAACCACAACUCAAGGACUAUGUGGUUGUUGCCAAGCUGGGGGAGGGAAAUAUGAAAAUACAUUUAAUGUCUGCAAUUUUUUUUUUUUUUUUUUGUUUUGGAGCGUUGUUUGACAGUCGAGCCAAGUUUUUCUUUCUUUCUCCUUUCAUAUUUUAUAUAAAGACUAACAGCAUUUUCAAGUACAGUGACCUCUCAACACUAUUGCAGACAUUUGCUCUCAUAGAGCCAGGACUUUUUUUUUUUUUUUUUCCUCAGUUUAGACUUAAGUUUUCUUUUGAGUGCCUUUUUUGAAAGCUGCUUCAAUGGGACUCCAAUCUUUUGAACCUAUUGCAUGUUUUUAGUGUACAGAGGAACUUGGCCUCCUUGCAAGUUGUUAGUUCCUUGUGCUUUUGUAAACAUGCUUGGCAGAUGAAGUUGAGUCCCAUUCACUGGUGAUGGAAUACUUGAAUCACUAACACUCACCCUGCACCCGUUCUUUCUCUGCUGCUUUAAUUGAAUAGAAAAAAUCAGUCUAUGUACCAACAUGAAAAUAAAAUAUUCAAAGCUUUAUAUACAGAUGACACCCAUCCUUAAUUUCACCAUCAUUCAAAAAACAAUAAGCCUUUUAUUUAUUUAUUUAUUUUUAUUUUUUAAGAACUCCUUCCAUCUUUCCAUCAGGCUAUUUAUAUGGCCAAGGUAUUUUAGGGCAUGGUUGUAUAUGCACAAUCAAUGCAAUAUUCAAGGACUCAUUUAUAUAAUUUUUUUAUCUGUAUAAUCUAUUUAAUGUAUUUUCUGUGUCCUUUUUUUUUAAUUUAUUUGUAAAAAAUUUAGUCAUCCACAGUGUUGAUCUGUGGUUAUUUAUUUGUUUAUUUAUUUGUUUAGGUAAAAAUCCAUACUUCUUUCUUAAGGCAUCCAUUAGUCAUUUCAUGGGCUUUUUAUUAUUGCAUUCCUGUCUAUUGUAAAUUAUUUUUCAUGCUUACAAUCAGCUGUCAGUGUUCUGGAGUGGAUUAUUUGCAUAAAGGGUGUGGUUGUUUUCCCCUGAAAAGCAAUGAUGUUCAUUUUCCUUGAAAACCACACUGAAGUUUGACCAUGGAUGGCUGAUUAUAUAUUGUGUAUAGUUAUAUUGUUUGGAUAAAGGGUUUAAAUUAUUGAAGUUGUAUAGUCUCCAUGCACUGGCAAUGGUAUAGUAAGUUGGCAGAUUAAACCAUAUUUAAUUCAAUAACUGUGUUUUUGUGCACUAGUUCUAGUUGCAUUUUUUUGCAGCUUGGAGUUGAAAAAGCUUUUUUUGUUUUAUUUUCCUUUUUCCAGUUUAGCAGUGGAGAUACAGUGUAUGGAGAAAAUAUUUUUUUAUACGGAAAUUCAAAUAAAUUGUUUUUGUAUAUAAGAA
This is a messenger RNA of Erpetoichthys calabaricus (reedfish), 2961 nucleotides long. RefSeq names its product Pim-3 proto-oncogene, serine/threonine kinase (gene pim3). Gene Ontology annotation, cellular component: cytoplasm. The coding region runs from base 581 to 1555 and encodes 324 amino acids. NCBI's taxonomy places the organism in Eukaryota, Metazoa, Chordata, Cladistia, Polypteriformes, Polypteridae. Gene Ontology annotation, biological process: regulation of mitotic cell cycle; protein autophosphorylation; negative regulation of apoptotic process. The transcript is spliced from 6 exons. Gene Ontology annotation, molecular function: protein serine/threonine kinase activity; ATP binding. The record is from RefSeq and is a predicted model, not a curated record.